AUGAGCGAUAGCGAUUCAAGCGACUCUCCGCCCAAGAGGCGCAAUGCUAGUGCUCGUGCGCAUCAAUGGAUGACUAAGGGUGCCCUGGUUCGCGAUGAUUCCGACGAUGAACUAGGCGUUGAAGACCUCCCAUGGGUCUGGAUUUACGAUACCAAUGAAGAGAUUAAGGAGGAAACCGAACCCAAAAAUGGCAGUCCAGAAAAGCGCAGCCGCAGGCGCUCCUCGCGGCCUGCCCGCCAGAGCCGCCGAAUUGUCGGUGCACGGAUGGGACAAUUCGUGUGCAAAGUAGGCGAGGUCGUUCUUUUGAAGUCCCCCGAGCCUGGCAAGGAUUGGGUCGGUAUCAUAUCGGAAUUUUUGGAGGAGGAGGAUGAAGAUGAGGAAGAUGAGGUGGUCAAAUCGGCGAAAAUCAUGUGGUUCGCAUCGCCCGAUGAGUUCAUGGGUACCAGGAACAAACGCCGAAUCGAUGCUUUGCCGAACGAGCAAUACCUCACACUCGACUUCAACAGCAAUCCCUUGACAUCUAUCAGCGGCAAAGGCUCCGUCAUGUCUCAAAAUGCCUUCUAUGCAAAAUACCCGAACGGUCCUCCGAGAAACAAGAAUGAGUUGGCGGAAUACAACAAAUGCAUUAUUUGUCGGCGUGGUGUAAAUCAGGUGCAGGGACGCUAUACCGAAGAAUUCAUUUGGGAACAGGUAUAUGAUAUCGACAACAUCCACACGCUCAUCGACCUGGUGAGGAACACAUUGAAGACUUCCCGAAAACGCAGGGCUGCAGAUGAUGAAUAUGUCGAGGCCAAAGAAGAAACCGUUCCUACCACUCCAAGAAAAAGGCAACGAUUGACAGCAACAAAUGCCACGCCGCAGUCACAACGCAGAAAGGCUCUGACAACCCCGACUCAUAAACGGAUUGUUGUGAAGAAGCCUCUCGAGUUUACACCUUUGGGCACCCGUGUCCUCUCACCCACACACUUUGACUCCCCCUACCGCCAAGCUCGCAACUUACUACAUGUUUCUACGGUCCCUGACUCACUGCCAUGCCGAAAAACCGAGUUCAACACCGUAUACAACCAUCUCAGUGCCGCGAUUAUGGAAGGCACAGGAGCUUGUAUCUACAUCUCGGGUACCCCUGGUACUGGAAAGACUGCCACAGUGCGUGAGGUGGUAGCGCAACUCAAUGCUGCCGUACAUGAAGAAGAGAUGGACGAUUUCAUCUUCGUCGAGAUUAAUGGCAUGAAAGUCACAGACCCGCACCAAUCCUAUUCGCUAUUGUGGGAAGCGUUGAAGGGUGACCGUGUAUCGCCCUCCCAUGCACUAGAUUUACUUGAGCGGGAAUUCUCGCAUCCUUCCCCGCGUCGAGUCUCCUGUGUUGUGCUCAUGGAUGAGUUGGAUCAACUUGUUACGAAGAACCAGUCGGUCAUGUAUAACUUCUUCAAUUGGCCCGCUCUCCGCCACUCACGCCUGAUUGUAUUAGCUGUCGCAAACACGAUGGAUCUUCCAGAAAGAACCCUGAGCAACAAGAUCUCUAGUCGUCUCGGUCUCACCCGUAUCACAUUCCCGGGAUACCGCCACACAGAUCUAAUGGAAAUUAUCAGUACCCGUCUAGCCAAUGUGCCGGGCAACAUAGUCGAUCCAGAUGCAGUUCAAUUCGCGAGCCGAAAGGUCGCCGCCGUCAGCGGUGAUGCGCGACGAGCUUUGGACAUCUGUCGCCGAGCUGUUGAGAUUGCCGAGCAAGCAGCAGAAGAGGCAGCCAAAGCAGACGACGCUACAAAAGACGAGACAGAAUCAUUGCCUCCCACGCCUAGCAAAACCCCCGCCAGGCGCAACAAAGCAGCCGCACCUAAGGCAGGCGGUGAUUUAGUCAUUGCGAAACCUCUACCUGCGAAGGGCCAACCAGGUCGAGUCACGAUUGCAACCAUCAAGCAAGCCAUUCAUGAAGCGACAUCUACACCUUUACAACAAUCCCUCCGUUGUUUACCAUUGUCAGGAAAGCUCUUCCUUGCCGCCCUCCUGGCACGGGUUCACCGAACAGGAAUUUCAGAAUCAACAUUCGGCGAUGUUCUAGACGAAGCCCGCCGCAUUGCUGAUGCAGCUGUUGCCGUGGCUGGAGCCGCAGGAUCAGGCGUUAAAGACUUCUUGUUGGGCGGAGGCCCCAGCGCCCGAGUACGGGCCAUGGGACAGGCAGCCAUGUCGCUCAUGAACUCGGGUAUCUUGGCGCUGGAACAAGGUACUGGUUCUAAGAACGUGCUCGGUGGUACGACGAUCCCAACUCGCGGUGAUCGCAGCAGCAAAGUGCGGCUUAGAGUUGCCGCGGAAGAUGUUAGGUCUGCUUUCCGUGAAGAUAUUGAGGCUAAAGGGUUUGGAUUGGGGAUUGAGCAGUAA
Messenger RNA from Penicillium soppii, 2376 nucleotides. Its product is annotated as origin recognition complex subunit 1. The transcript is spliced from 3 exons. Bases 1 to 2376 code for a protein of 791 amino acids. The record is from RefSeq and is a predicted model, not a curated record. Gene Ontology annotation, molecular function: DNA replication origin binding; ATP hydrolysis activity; ATP binding. Gene Ontology annotation, cellular component: nuclear origin of replication recognition complex. Gene Ontology annotation, biological process: DNA replication initiation; mitotic DNA replication checkpoint signaling. Lineage: Eukaryota; Fungi; Ascomycota; Eurotiomycetes; Eurotiales; Aspergillaceae.